Messenger RNA from Naumovozyma castellii, 1947 nucleotides. It is a transcript of the gene ELM1, whose product is annotated as serine/threonine protein kinase ELM1. The transcript has a single exon. The coding region runs from base 1 to 1947 and encodes 648 amino acids. The record is from RefSeq and is a predicted model, not a curated record. Lineage: Eukaryota; Fungi; Ascomycota; Saccharomycetes; Saccharomycetales; Saccharomycetaceae.
AUGAAUUUACAAGAACGAAGGGAUUUUCCUACUUUACUUUCGCAGCACUUGACAUUUGGCAGUCCGACAUCUCGAGACAUCCCAUCAUCACCAUCAGUCUCCCUUGUAUCCUCCACUGCUUCCUUUCUUCAGGGCACCACCUACCAAACGUUGAUACAAGACCAUACUUUGGAAAUCACCGAGGAUUUCCAAAAUGUAGUCCAUCAAUUAGACACUGAGAAGUUGGAUGAGUACAAGUUGGGAAGGAAGCUUGGAAAGGGUCAAUUCGGGAAAGUUUAUAAACUGAGCAUUCCUGGAAGAGACACCUUCGCUGUGAAGAUUAUCUCAAAGAGACCAUUAAAUAAUCAACAAUAUUCUAUGAAUCAAAUCAUGAAAUGGAUACGACGGAAUGAAGUGAGAGAUCCAGGAAGGCACUGGAAUGCUGAUGAUGCAGUGAUGUAUAUGAAUGUUGAAAAAUGUAGAUGGGAAAUAUUUGUUUGGAAUCAAUUGCAAAAUUGUGAUUAUGUCGUGAAAUUGGUUGAAUGUUUAGAUUCACCAUCUAGCAAGAAUAUUUGGAUUAUUAACGAAUAUUGUUCUCUGGGAGAAUUACGAUGGAGAAGAAAUUCCAAGGAUGAAGUACUAAGCCAAUGGGAGAAGAUGAUUCCUGGUUGUGAUGUUCAAGAUUUUACUGAAUGGGUAUUUGUUGACAUGAUUAAAGCUUUGAGAUUCUUGGAGGCCAAUGGAUGUAUUCAUCGUGAUAUUAAACCGGCAAAUAUUCUUUGCAAUGCAAGAGAUGGACAUUUUCAAAUAUCUGAUUUCGGAUGUAGUAUUUUGCUGCCAAGGUAUGUCCCAUUCAAGGAUCCAAAAUUAGAGCAUUGUUUCCAAAUGGAACUAAACAAAAUAAUUGGAACACCAGCAUUCAUUGCACCUGAACUCUGUCAUUUUAAUGAAUCGAAAAGAAAUAACAUCCGUGAUGGAUUUAAAUUAGAUAUAUGGUCUUUGGGAAUUACUCUUUACUGUUUGCUUCAUAAUAAACUCCCAUUUAGUGGCGAAAAUGAGUUCGAUACAUACCAUAAAGUUGUCAGCGAGUCCUUGGAUUCAGAUUUAGAUGAUGUUCCGUUGAAUAAUCUAGUAAUUGAAAAACUGUUGAAGAAAAAUCCAAGAGAAAGGGUAUCCAUACAUGAGCUAUCAGCGUUAAUAGAAACUAGUUCAGGCGAGAAACAUCUCCAUCUUAAUAGCAGCUCCAAAAAUAAAAUAAAGAAGAGCAAAACAAGUAUCAAAACAUUUUUCCAUAAUAUAUUCAGCCCCAAGCAUAACAAAUCAACACAUGUAUCUACCCAACCUAUCGAACCCAGAAGGGAAAGGGUGUAUGAAUAUCAUACCAAUCCUCACUCUAUCAUAAGUAAGGGGGUCGAUGAUGCUGACGACUUCGUAGAUUUAUCCAGUGCAUCAGGUCCAUCACUCGCAUCCUCCUAUGAUGAUCCAAUUCAAGUAACAGAGUUUAUCGAUUAUGAUACAGCCCCGAGAAUACAGGAAAUGGAAAGUUUAGAAGACAUAAACGGUACAAUGACAAAUCAGAGGACGUAUACAGACAACUAUUCGAAUUCGGAAACCGAUUCACCCAAAAAGAGAAGAUCGACGAAUACUUCAUCCUCUUUUUCACCCAUUAAGCUUCCAACACCAAUCCGAGCAUUGAUCCGGAUUAAAGAUACCCCAUCACAUUCUAAAAACUCUUCGCAACAUUCAAACUCUUUUACUACUUCACCACUGAAGAACAAAUAUAGAAGAAACAGGAAACAUACUUCCAAAGAUCACAUCCCCAAAUCUUCUCACUCAAAUUCAACUUCAAACACGUUAACGUCCUCUAGAAACAUCCUCAACUUUAAGAACUAUAUUCAGAAUCCAAAAAACAGUUCUCAAGAAACCAUGCAAGAUAUCCAAGAAUAUUUAAGCUUUGCUGAUCGAUAG